CAGCAGCAGCAACUUGCGAACAGGAAACAACUGGGUGAUCUCUGGAUUCGAAGGAGUGUCCCUAGCAAUCGUGUUCCAUUCUGUUGUGAUUAUUCCUCGUACUUGACUGGCCAGAUUGAUGAGCGCUUGCCAUGCCCACAGCAUUACACCAACCAUUCAGUCUUCGUUCCCGGGAGAACGCCGAAGCCGUUGUUGGUUGUUCUCUGCGUCCUAAUUCGUUUUAAAGAAGACCCAGAGGACAGUAGCUCGCUUGGUGGUGGCAUUACCAAAAUCAAGCUGGAAAACUUCUGGCACGACAAUGAUCUGAUUGCGUUUGCCGAACCGGUGCCCAACCAUACGGCGACGGCAACGGGCACGAUCGUGUCGCAGGCAAAGCUGCAACGAAACGUUAGCACGAACGCCACCACCAUCCCGGCCUGGCGCUGCAAGACAUCCAAAUCCACCUCGAAAAUAGCGCUCGCGCCCAUGGUCACCACGGUCGGUCGCAUGAUGGUGGCCAAGAAGUCGUCUCCGUCGGGCGGCAGCGGUGGCGGUGGUGGUGCCGCCAGCAUGGUAGCCAUCAUGAAGCCGCUCAAAACGACCGGAAACGGUAACGUGAUCCUCACGUCCGCUGGCUCGCUCGUCGCGACGACGAUGACGACGGGUGGUGGUGGUGGUUCGGGCGGUGGUGGCGCUAGCAGCAACGGGAGCAGUGCCGGCAGCGCCAGCUCGAUCGUCGUGAGCCGCAAGGAGGAGAAGAUCAUGUUCCAGCACGAGAACGAUGCGAAGCCGUGGAAGUGCAAGAGCUGUGGCCGCAACUACAAGUGGAAAAACAGCCUCAAGUGUCACAUCAAGAACGAGUGCGGCGUGCCGCCCAAGUACUUCUGCGAGCGCAUGUGCGGCUACAAGACGCACAUACACAGCAACCUGAAGCGCCAUCUGAAUUCCAAGUUCUGCAAGCCCAACUGAGAGCUGGUGCUGGCGGCGGCCGCGACGACGACGUCGGCCACUGCAGCGGCACGGUCCGGUGCCGUCGCUGUCGUUGCCGCCACCUCGUCGUCUACGUCGACGUCCACCACCGCGUCCUCUGGCCGCUCGUUCGCUCCCGCUUCCUCCCGCACCUUCAUCAGUACCGGGGCGGGUACUGCCAGCGAGGUUACUACUACGCUUGCCUCCUCACUCGCGAUGGCUUCCUCUUCCGGUGCUCGAACCGCUAUCCUUGUCGCUCCCGCCGCCAUCACGGAGGUGGAGGUUGAAACGGAAGACCACGAUGGUGAUGCAUCGUCGGCGCAGCAACCGCGGACACGAUUGUCCCGCCGGCGCAUACGGCGUGUGGUGGCGGGCACGGGCAUCGGAGGGGGCCAACGUGCACACAUAAUUUACUAUUAAGCGAUUGACGCAAUUCCUGUCGCUUGAAUUGCACACACACACACACACAAACAUUCUAAAAGACCAGCUAUUACAAAAAGAAAAACGGUCUGCGUUGAAAGGGCGAGCUGUGUGCGUUCUCUCUCGAUGCUACACGAUCGUAAGUGUUUAUCUAAACCAAAACCCAGCCCAGCCCAGCACCACAACCCAACAAACCGCACGAAAGGGUUUAAAUUUUCCGUGUUAUAAACCACAACUUGUUUAGCAUCUUUUAACUGAUUUUAAAAAGCUCCACACAAUGACACAAGAGCGAUGCCACAGAGCAGCCAGAGAGCGAGAGAGGACAAAAGGGGGGCAGACGAGACACGGUUUGAUUAGCGAUUAUUUAAAUAUGUUUAAUUUAGCUCAAUAUUUCCAUCCUAUUUAUUGUACUGACUAAUAUUUGUAAACGCAGCAAGGGUUUGAAGUGUUUUACUUUUUUUUCUAAAUUAAAUAAUAUAUUUACGGGCGCGAAGAAAGAGCAAGAAGGGAAAGAGGUGGUUGACACAAGCGCACAGCAGGGGGAACCAGGCGCGCGCUGCCUUGUUGUGCGUGUCUGGCCAUUGAUUGAGGAGGGUUGCUUAUUUAUUUUUCCCGGUCUACACAUUUCCACAAAAAUUGCUCAAUCCGAUCGAAUUGGAUUUGGCUUUUGGUUUUUUUUUUUAUUCGCAUGGGACUGGGACUUAUUUAAUUUUACUCCAAAUAGUAUUUCAAUUACACGGUGGGGAAAACGGAAACAAAUGCAGCGAUUUCCUUACUUGUGCAGGCGUACGUAAGUAACGUAAUUUUAUGUUGAACGGCGACGGUUAAGGCCCGCAAAACUUUUCUAGAUUAAUAAGACGCAAGGGGGCGGUGGGAAGUGUAUGGGGGGGUCACGGGGAAUCCGUGCUAAGACUGCGCCUAGCACUCUCGCAGUAGUAGUAGCUGGUGUGCGGAUGUCAGGAUGUGCAAUUAGUAGCCCGUUUCGUGAAAAUUUAAAUGAAUGUUGAACGUUGCCGACGAGAACGGUGUUUGCCAUAAACUCUCGAAGACUUGCUUUGCAGGAGGAGGUGAAGAAGAAGAAGAAAAGGAAAAAAACAUUCCAUACAAAGAAAAAACCAAAAGAGGAGGAGGAGGAGGAAGGACCUUUUCCCAGUGUCCAGAUAGUGCCAUACUCUGGGUGUGCGUGUGACUGUAGUCAGAAACAGAAAUGGAAAGUCUCUAAUAUAUGUACGUACGGUACCCCCGUUAAUAAAGGGAGGGUUACGUUUGUUUGCUAUAAUCGGAACAAGGUUGCUAACGACAAAUGCUACAAACAGUUUCAUUAACUUAUCUAGUCGGAUGUACUUAACUAUUUAAUUAGAUUUUUUUUGUUUGUUUGUUCUGUAUAAACGAUAAGCCGUUUUUUAACAACAAUCGCAUUAAGUUAUGUAUUCUUCUUCGCGCCCAGUUAUUAUUUUUUUAAACUUUUGUUGAACCUUACUAUUGUACCGUACCUAUAUAGAAGAAAAGAAAGCAAAGAAGAAACAAAAAAAAAAACAACACGAACAUUCCCGCUUUUUGAUCCACAUGUGGGGCACAUUCCGGUGUUAAGUGUGUAAAUAUCUGCAAACACACACACACACACACACACACAAAGUUCCAACUUUAUUCCAUUUGGCCCCUCCCGCAUAUGAAGAAGGUGGUGACAUACAAUGUAUUAUAGUGCGUAAGAGUGUGGGAUAGCAAGGGGAUGCAGCACACCCCAACACGCGUGAGCCGUUUAACACACAGCCUCUGUUGAGGACCAAACAUAUGGACAUGGAUCGCGCGCCGAUGGGCAGAGGGAGGAAAAUGAUUGCAUAGAACAAAUGGUAUAGAGGAAAGUAGAUAAUUACGGUCACGUCAAUAUUCCUUUUCGCAACACUCAAACAGACAGACACACACACACACACACACGGUUUAAAAUAUGAAGGAUAGCGAUUAUUGUUUGAAGAAAAAAAAAUAGGGCAAGACAAGGUUACAUUUCAGCUAUAAAUGAUGAGCAUUAUUUUAUGAACUAUUGAACAUAACAAUAACAAUAUAAGGGGCCGUGUGUAGUAGUCAUCAGCAUCGGACAAACCGGACAAGACGAGAAGCUUACGGGAGAUAUCAAUAACGUUCCACAGCAAUGGAAAGCAUUCCGUACACUUGUACAUCACACAAGCACAACAUACACACAAACACACACACACACACAAAACAAAGCAAGGUAAUAUUAAAUGGUUAAACUCUACACACUUGUAUUUGUAAUAAGAUCUAUUUAUCAGCUGCCUGCCUGAUGGAGGCAACAGAACAAAAAAAAUGAUUGCGGGUGGGGUGGAGUGAGCAAUAGCAAUGGCAUUGUAGUGUGUACAACAAGCAGCAAACAAACAAAGAAGAAGAAGAAGAAGAAGCCAUGUUCAGUUUGGCUAAAGUUAAAGAACAAACACAUAGAACUGAUAUAUAGGACGGUAACUGUGUGCUGCGGUGCAGAUGAUGAUAUAGAAAACCAAUAAAGUAAAGCACAGUGCAGUGUUUGCAUUUCAUUUUGCGCAAAUAA
Molecule: messenger RNA, 3925 nt
Organism: Anopheles stephensi (Asian malaria mosquito)
Lineage: Eukaryota; Metazoa; Arthropoda; Insecta; Diptera; Culicidae
Product: zinc finger protein 746-like
Exons: 2
Coding region: 466-948 (160 amino acids)
Source: RefSeq, a predicted model, not a curated record